This is a messenger RNA of Brassica oleracea var. oleracea, 1438 nucleotides long. RefSeq lists its product as uncharacterized. NCBI's taxonomy places the organism in Eukaryota, Viridiplantae, Streptophyta, Magnoliopsida, Brassicales, Brassicaceae. The record is from RefSeq and is a predicted model, not a curated record. The transcript is spliced from 4 exons. The coding region runs from base 394 to 1203 and encodes 269 amino acids.
GUUAUUUUGGUUUAGUACUAAAUUAAGUUGUUCAAUCUAAGCCUCCUCAACUUGAAUAAUUCACUUUUUUUUUUACUUUGAAUGUUUAGAUUAUUAAUGAGUAUAAAAAGCCAAACAAAAAAACUUGGAAAUUCGAUUCGGUUUAGUUAGUAGGAUUAGAUUGCACAUCUACAUGAAUAUUUUGUUUUGUUCUUUGAGAGCAAUCGACAAAUGUUAUUUUAGGUGGAUACUUUGUCAUGGGUUAGCGAGGGACGAUAGUGGUAGACAAGACUUGAAUGCUGCUUUCAUUUGUCCGACGGAGAUUUCACUUUAUGUUUUAGUCAUCUUCAAAUUCAUACUUGAUAGUAUGUCCUAAAAGACUUAUCACUGUUUUUGAGAGUGGCGAAGCAGAACAUGAAGACGAAAUCGUUUCCGGAAAGAUUCGGCUCUAUAGAGACUGAUCCAGAUACUGUGCGGCCUCUCAAGAAGCGUCAGUGUCCUCUUGGGGAAGAUAAGCCGCUUAAAUCCGAUGAUGCUUGUAUUGUUUGUGAAGUUUCAGAAGAGGGAGCAUCAAGUUGUUGUGGGGUUGACUGUCUUCUUCGGUUUCAUGAAGAGUGUUUGACUCCUGAGUUCGGUGGUAGUGAGGAUCUCUCAAAUCCAUUAUGUCCUUAUUGUUGGUUCCGAGUUGUAGCGCUCAAAUCUAAAUCAUUGAGAGAGGAGGCCGUUAGUGCGGAGAAUGCAGUUUACAAGUAUCUAGAUAAAGACACUGUGAGCGGUCAAGGGUUACAAGGAGGAGAUCGUGCUGAGUGCUCAUCAUCAAAAGAGGAUCAGUUUGACAAUAGUUCUCAUCAACCAGAAGAGGGUACAGAUAUGGAAGAAGAAGAUAAAGUGAUAGAGGACGAGGUUGAAGCAUCAGCUGAAGACGGUGAGAGGGUAGAUGCAGAUCAUGACGAAUCAGCUCAAGUUCAAACCAAUGAAGAGCAUGUGAGCGAGCAUGUGGCUUCUCAGCCGAAUACACUCAGGGCCUUUUCCUUUUUUAACAAGAAUCGGAGACUACUUUGGACGCCUGAAGAAGAGGAAAUGCUCAGGAUGGGAGUGAAGAAAUUUGCACCAGAAGCAAACAAGAACAUACCAUGGAGGAAGAUUCUUGAAAUGGGACAGACUGUGUUCCAACCCACACGUACUCCAGCUGAUCUCAAGGAUAAAUGGAGGAGACAACACUAACUCCCCAGAACUAUGUAAUCUUUUUUUUUUUGUUGAAUAAUCUUACAUAGGCUGCUAAGCCCAUUAGAAAACCUACGAGCUAACUUCUCUCAACUCUGUAUAUAGGCCAAUUUCUUAACAAAUUUGUGUCAUUAGAAUGACCCAGUCAUCACGUCAUCACUUUGGUUAUAAUGAACGGUUUGUAUAAUUAAUCAUGUUACGGUGAUGAACUGUGUGUUCAACAUUGCUUCUUUUG